Seminavis robusta is the source of this 1101-nucleotide messenger RNA. The record is from the annotation of a GenBank genome assembly. NCBI's taxonomy places the organism in Eukaryota, Bacillariophyta, Bacillariophyceae, Naviculales, Naviculaceae.
AUGAGCAUGACAACACUGUCAAUGAAACAACGGUUUCGUUUGGGUCUGUUGGGGUUUCUGUUUAUGAUUGCCAUUGGCCAGCUCUACAAGCAAGGCGUCAAUUUGACAUUGAGAGCGCAGUUGUUCCGAACUGACAAUGGCAACGGCAAGAACUGUGCAAAUUCCUCUGCUACUUCUGAUAGUACUAGUAGUAGUACGACUUCUCCAGCCACACAACAACAACUAGAAGAAGAAGAUCCAACGUACACUUUGGUAGUGGUCCACUGCAAGGUGAACAUGACAUGGCUCGAUCAAGUACCCUCCGAUUGGCGUAUCGUCGUCUACGAAAAGUGCGGACAAGACGCCCUCCAAGAUACCCAUCAGUUUCCCAACACAGUCGUAAAACAGCACAGACCGAUCAAUGCUGGACCGGAAGAAUGCAAUGGCUAUUUUGAUUACAUGCACGAUUACUACAAUGAUUUGACUACCGUCAAUGUCUUUGUCCACGACGAUGCCCUGCUGCCCUUUUCUCGGUAUAAACGCGAGGAAGCUCACACCAUGUUUGAGACAUUUGAACCCAUUGUUAAUGUCACCCAACAAUUUGUCACUCCACAACAACCGUUUGUCCAUUUGGGAGGACGAGAAUUGCAGGAACAAUGGGGUAUGGACAAUUACGAUGGAUAUGCCAUGAAGAUUCUAUGGCCCUACUUUGCCAUUCCCAACAACAACACCACUACUACCAAUAACAAAAAACUGACAUUGCCGGCACCACCCUUCAAAGUCACGUUCAAACCCAGUGCUCAUUUUGCCGUACACAAACAAGAAAUACUAAAACGACCACAAUCUACCUAUUGGGCCAUGCUGCAGCAAAUGAGAUUUGCCAAUAGUAUUACCGACUCCAAUCGUGGUGACCCGUAUCCCGAUGCCAGGAAACUCUGUUGUGCCAUGGAACGAACAUUGCAUUUGUUUUUUGGACAACCCGCCAUUCUCCCCAAACGGGCCAUGGCCACGGAUUUACUCAACAUGACAGAAUGUUUUCUCUGCAACAUUUAUGCCACGGUCAAUGAGGAUCAUGCGAGAGAUCAGCAGCAGCAGCGAAAACUACUGCUACAACAACAAUAG